AACACAUUGAACGCUGCGCGGUCGGAACAACUACUGGCGUUAACUGGCGCUGAAAAUGAGGCAGGCUGUUUUUACCGAAACUACCAGCAGAACUCUCUAGGAACCUCUAAAUGGAGAUGUCAUAUUUCAAGAACAAUUUUUGGGGGGAGAAGAAUGCAGGUUUUGACGUUCUCUACCACAACAUGAAGCAUGGACAGAUCGCCACCAAAGAGCUGGCUGAGUUUGUGCGCGAGAGGGCAGCCGUUGAGGAGACUUACUCGAAGUCCAUGAGCAAACUGGCCAAGAUGGCCAGCAAUGGAAGCCCUCUGGGCACUUUCGCCCCCAUGUGGGACGUGUUUCGCGUGUCCUCGGACAAACUGGCCCUCUGCCACCUGGAGCUCAUGAGGAAAAUGAAUGACCUCAUCCGUGACAUCAACAAGUACAGCGAUGAGCAGGUCAAAAUUCACCGCAAGACGAAAGAGGAAGUGAUCGGUACCCUGGAGUCAGUGCAGUCUCUUCAGGUGCAGAACGGCCAUUUGCAGAAGACCAGAGAAGGAUACCACAGCAAAUGUGUGGAGCUGGAGAGACUGCGCAAAGAGGGAGUGCCACAGAAAGAGCUGGAAAAGGCUGAGCUGAAAUGUAAGAAGGCGGCUGAGUCUUUUGCAGGGUCUAUAGAGAAGUUUAACCGUGCCGGAGGAGACUUUGAACAGAAAAUGAGUGAAUCAGCACAGAAAUUUCAGGACAUUGAGGAGGCUCAUUUACGACAGAUGAAACUGCUGAUCAAAGGGUACUCACACUCCAUCGAGGACACACACGUACAGGUUGGGCAGGUCCAUGAGGAAUUCAAGCAGAACGUGGAGAACAUUGGCAUCGAGAAUCUCAUUCAGAAGUUUACAGAGCAGAAGGGAACAGGGAAGGAGAGACCUGGUCCAGUAGGGUUUGAGGAGUAUCUGUCCUCACUGGCAUCCGAGAACAGUAAAAAGAGUCGUGCUAAAGCUUUCAGGAUCCCUGGCCUGGGAAAGAGAGACAAGGAGCCAGAUUCAACGGAUUCAGCUGUUGCAGACGCUCUUAACUCACCCCUCGAAGUGGACGAUGAGGGCUUUGUCAUUCGUGCAGACGUCAAACAGAAUGGUUGUGCUGCUGAGGAGAAGGAGGGAAACUUUUACUCCAGUGACUCGGAUUUCGAUGACGAAGAACCCAAGAAGUUUCACAUCCAGAUCCGCCCAGUCGCCAGCAGUAACCGCAGCAACUCAGCAGCCAAUGAGCAGGAGCUGAAGGCCACAGUGGGGGCGUUGACUCUGCCCCCGAACAGAGCGGUGUCAGUAAAGAAGCAGCUCUCACGAAACUCGAGUUCAGCAGGUCGAUCUGAAGGGGAAGGGGAAAGUGUUCCCCAGAGAGAUGGAGAACAGGAGGGUUUGCGCAGAUCCACGUCCAGUCCAGAUCACAGCAGGUUGAGUUCUACAGCAUCGGGUUCAGACGCUCUGUUUGGACCUCCUCUGGAAUCUGCCUUUAAAUCGCACAGUUUUUCUGGCAGAGAGCAGCUCCAGAACGCCUUUGCAGCUUCUGAAUACGGAGCAUUCUCUUCAGAUUCAUCGUCUCCUGAGAAUGUGGAGGAUUCUGGACUGGAUUCACCUUCUCAUCAGCCCCUUGGAGUUUCCCCAGAGCCCACUGGAUGGGCAGCCUGGCCAUCUACUCAAUCCCAAUCUAAAGACUCAAUAAAUUUGAGCCGAUCCUCAGACCCGUUCCUCGCCGCAUUCCGCGACCCUUCGCCUGGUCGCUCUCCACUCCCCCAGGACGACUCCACCAACGUUUGGCCCUCCAAUCUGCGUUCUCCACGUGCUCCACCUGACGUCGAGCCCACCACUUUCAGCUUCCCAGCCUUUUCCCACAGCAUAGCAUCUUCAGAACUGGAGCCUUCUGUCUGGAGCUGUAAACACAUUCCUCCAGAAGACCUUUUUCUUGCUGCUUUUGAACGCUCCACCCCCAAGGACAACCUGCCUCCAACUGAUGCCUGGGCUCCGCCUCCACCUCGGCCCAGGGAAGCCAGGACCGAUCCCUUUUCUGUUCCUCUGAAUGACACUAAAACCCUUCCUCCUCCAUCCUCUUCGCGCAAGGAGCGGGACAGAAAAAGAGAUCGUAGCGUCCCUCCUCCCGAGUCCCCAGAUGAUCCUUUCGCUAUUACUAUGAUUGGAAGUCCAACACACCAAUCAAUGCAGGCAGCAGCACAAGGCAGAGGUGGGAGUAAUAGACCGACGCCUAGUCCUAACUCCGCCCCUAGUUCUCAGUCGAAGAAAGAGCUUGUGCACUGGAACUCUGUUCAUAACCCCUUCACUGAGGGCACUACCAAUAACACUGUCACACAAGAGUCGACCAGAAAACAGAGAUCCUUUAACGACGAGCCUCGCAGGAAUGGACCACCACUCACACGGCAUUCUGGGCCACAAGAGGACCUCUGCUUCUCUACAGACAAAGACCAGAACUUCCUGGAUAUUAACACACCACCAGUCUCACAGCAUGGUUUCAGGCAAGACAGCUCUGAGCGUCUGGCUUUGGCUCCUCCGCGGUCGGUUCGGUCCAAGCGCUCCUCAGGCAGGCUAAGCGGCUGCGAGCGGUCCAGGUCUCUGUGCUCAUCUCCUCUGCCGGACCCCAGUCCUCCUCUCACCUCCUCCUCCUCCUCCAGCCCCAGUGAUUGGGGGGUGCAGAACCGCAUCCCCAGUCCAGCUCGAGCAGGUCUGUCUCGAGGACCCAGUCCUAUUUCUCUGAGUGCUCAGGAGUCUUGGCCUGUAGCCGCAGCCAUUACCGAAUACAUCAAUGCCUACUUCAGAGGAGGAGAACACAACCGGUGUCUGGUCAAGGUCACCGGUGACCUCACUAUGUCGUUUCCUGCUGGCAUCACCCGCAUCUUCACUGCUAACCCCAAUGCACCAGUGUUAAGCUUCAGACUGGUGAACAUCUCUCGAGUCGACCACUUCUUACCCAACCAGAAGUUACUCUACAGUGACCCGUCACAGAGUGAUCCGGACACUAAGGAUUUCUGGUUCAACAUGCAAGCUUUAACGCUUCACCUGCAGAGAGAAGCAGAGCUCAAUCCACAGGCCUCGUAUUACAACGUGGCUUUGCUCAAAUACCAGGCUUCAUCUCAGGAUCCGUCUAGGGCUCCUCUUCUGUUGUCUGCUGAGUGUCAGCGCAGUGGGACGGUCACCCGCGUCUCUCUGGAUUAUCACUGUUGUCCCGCCACUGCACCCGCCACACAACUGACCUCAGUACAGGUGCUGCUGCCCCUCGACCACAGCGCCACCGACCUGCAGUGCCAACCAUCCGCAGCCUGGAACGCAGAGGAGCGCCGACUACUCUGGAAACUGGCAAACCUCUCGCCAACAAACCACAGCAAAGGCUCUGGCACGCUGUGCGCCAGCUGGCAGUGCCUGGAGGUUCCCCGUGGUCCUGCCCCGAGUCUGGCAGUGCAGUUUGUGGGCUCGGGGGCGUCUCUGUCAGGCCUGGACGUGGAGCUGGUGGGCAGCAGAUACCGCAUGUCUCUGGUCAAGAAGAGGUUUGCCACAGGAAAGUACAUGGCCGGCUGUUCUUUAUGAGUGACGAUUGCUGCUCAGACAACACAGAGACUCAACGUUUGCACUUUUAAACCUACCUGUGGAGAUGGAGAAACCCUGAAGAGGGAGAGCAGUGUACAUACUGUAGGGUGUGAUGUGUGGGACGUCGCUAUUACCCAUGAUGCAUAGCUCUAGGACAGCACUGCAAUUGUGGACCACAACAAGCCUCUACUCUUUUAUCUGUUUAACAAUCAUUUGUUCAGUGCAAAAAAAAAAAACCCCAAAAAAGCAACUCUUAAUUCACGUUUGAUCAGCCGGAUGUACAUUUCUUCAUUUCUAGUGGACAUUUGUGAAUGAGUAUGUAUGUAUGAUAUAAAAUUGAGUAUUCUGAAGAGAUUUACUAUAUAUAUAUAUGAGAACAAAAAAAACAGAGUCUGUGAGUUUCUAACAGACACAAAAGUGGUUUACACAAAU
This is a messenger RNA of Danio aesculapii, 4001 nucleotides long. RefSeq names its product FCH and mu domain containing endocytic adaptor 1 (gene fcho1). The coding region runs from base 111 to 3569 and encodes 1152 amino acids. Gene Ontology annotation, cellular component: clathrin-coated vesicle; clathrin-coated pit; plasma membrane. Gene Ontology annotation, biological process: clathrin coat assembly; clathrin-dependent endocytosis. NCBI's taxonomy places the organism in Eukaryota, Metazoa, Chordata, Actinopteri, Cypriniformes, Danionidae. The record is from RefSeq and is a predicted model, not a curated record. The transcript has 27 exons.